This is a messenger RNA of Gorilla gorilla gorilla (western lowland gorilla), 3080 nucleotides long. RefSeq names its product ATP synthase F1 subunit beta (gene ATP5F1B). Gene Ontology annotation, molecular function: ATP hydrolysis activity; proton-transporting ATP synthase activity, rotational mechanism; ATP binding. Gene Ontology annotation, biological process: proton motive force-driven mitochondrial ATP synthesis; proton transmembrane transport. Gene Ontology annotation, cellular component: proton-transporting ATP synthase complex. Bases 1343 to 2932 code for a protein of 529 amino acids. The record is from RefSeq and is a predicted model, not a curated record. NCBI's taxonomy places the organism in Eukaryota, Metazoa, Chordata, Mammalia, Primates, Hominidae. The transcript is spliced from 11 exons.
GUUCCAUUUAUUUUUGACAUUUUUACAUAACCAUCCUUGCAGGGGUAACUCCUGCAUCACUCUAGAACUUCAGGUUCCGUCCCUCUCCCUCUCCCUCUCCCCCUCCCCUCCCCCUCCCCUGCCCUCCCCCUCCCCUCCCCUGCCCUCCCCCUCCCCUCCCCUGCCCUCCCCCUCCCCUCCCCCUCCCCCUCCCUCUCUCCACGGUCUCCCUCUGAUGCCAAGCCGAGGUUGGAUUGCACUGCCGCCAUCUCGGCUCACUGCAACCUCCCUGCCCGACUCUCCUGCCUCAGCCUGCUGAGCACCCGGGACUGCAGGCGUGCGCCGCCAUGCCUGACUGGUCUUUGCUGGAGUGCAGUGGUGUGAUCUGGGGUCGCUACAACCUCCACCUCCAGCCUCCUGCCCUGGCCUCCCAAACUGCCGAGAUGGCAGCCUCUGCCCGGCCCCACCCCAUCUGGGAAGCGAGGAGCGUCUCUGCCUGGCCACCCAUCGUCUGGGAUGCAAGGAGCCCCUCUGCCCGGCCGCCCAGCCUGGGAAGUGAGGAGCACCUCUUCCCGGCCGCCAUCCCGUCUGGGAAGUGAUGAGCGUCUCUGCCUGGCUGCCCAUCGUCUGAGAUGUGGGGAGCGCCUCUGCCCCGCCGCCCCUUCUGGGAUGUGAGGAGCGCCUCCGCCCGGCCGUGACCCUGUCUGGGAACUGAGGAGUGUCUCUGCCCGACCGCCACCCCGUCUGGGAGGUGAGGAGCGUCUCUGCCCGGCCGCCCCGUCUGGGAGGUUUAAAUGAUAAAGAUCCUGUCUAGGUUGCUAAUCUGUGCAAUCGCCUGGGAGCUUGCAAUCUCACUACUUCGAGAGAAAAACCUUAUUUUGGCUCUAAAGAGGGCUCCUGACUUCGCCACGCUCACCUUCAGUGGUGCUUCACCGCACUACCACUUCCCUAACCACCGCCCCUAUGGCUGUCACCUAGAUCAAGGACCUAUCUAAGGAGAAAGCCCAAGGACAGGCAAAGACAGGCCACGCACUUUCAACAGGAACUCGGCCCCUUUCCUAAACGUAGUUCCUCUGAUUACCCUGUCCAACGGACGUCGCUAUGAUCCAAUUAAGUUUUGAGGCUCAGAGUGACGCCCUCUAACCUCACACUGUCCAAUAAAAAAAAGGAAUUUCAGAUUAGCACCAGUUUUGACCAAUGGAUGAGAAGAUCAGCGUGUAUUAACCUGUAGAAGCAGCACAGAGAAUGAUGAGCAGCCAGUUCACCCAAUGGACCUGCCUACUGCAGCGUAGGCCUCGCCUCAACGGCAGGAGAGCAGGCGGCUGCGGUUGCUGCAGCCUUCAGUCUCCACCCGGACUACGCCAUGUUGGGGCUUGUGGGUCGGGUGGCCGCUGCUUCGGCCUCCGGGGCCUUGCGGGGACUCACCCCUUCAGCGUCGCUUCCCCCAGCUCAGCUCUUACUGCGGGCCGCUCCGACGGCGGUCCAUCCUGUCAGGGACUGUGCGGCGCAAACAUCUCCUUCGCCAAAAGCAGGCGCCGCCACCGGGCGCAUCGUGGCGGUCAUUGGCGCAGUGGUGGACGUCCAGUUCGAUGAGGGACUACCACCAAUUCUAAAUGCCCUGGAAGUGCAAGGCAGGGAGACCAGACUGGUUUUGGAGGUGGCCCAGCAUUUGGGUGAGAGCACAGUAAGGACUAUUGCUAUGGAUGGUACAGAAGGCUUGGUUAGAGGCCAGAAAGUACUGGAUUCUGGUGCACCAAUCAAAAUUCCUGUUGGUCCUGAGACUUUGGGCAGAAUCAUGAAUGUCAUUGGAGAACCUAUUGAUGAAAGAGGUCCCAUCAAAACCAAACAAUUUGCUGCCAUUCAUGCUGAGGCUCCAGAGUUCAUGGAAAUGAGUGUUGAGCAGGAAAUUCUGGUGACUGGUAUCAAGGUUGUCGAUCUGCUAGCUCCCUAUGCCAAGGGUGGCAAAAUUGGGCUUUUUGGUGGUGCCGGAGUUGGCAAGACUGUACUGAUCAUGGAGUUAAUCAACAAUGUCGCCAAAGCCCAUGGUGGUUACUCUGUGUUUGCUGGUGUUGGUGAGAGGACCCGUGAAGGCAAUGAUUUAUACCAUGAAAUGAUUGAAUCUGGUGUUAUCAACUUAAAAGAUGCCACCUCUAAGGUAGCGCUGGUAUAUGGUCAAAUGAAUGAACCACCUGGUGCUCGUGCCCGGGUAGCUCUGACUGGACUGACUGUGGCUGAAUACUUCAGAGACCAAGAAGGUCAAGAUGUACUGCUAUUUAUUGAUAACAUCUUUCGCUUCACCCAGGCUGGUUCAGAGGUGUCUGCAUUGUUGGGCCGAAUCCCUUCUGCUGUGGGCUAUCAGCCUACCCUGGCCACUGACAUGGGUACUAUGCAGGAAAGAAUUACCACUACCAAGAAGGGAUCUAUCACCUCUGUACAGGCUAUCUAUGUGCCUGCUGAUGACUUGACUGACCCUGCCCCUGCUACUACGUUUGCCCAUUUGGAUGCUACCACUGUACUGUCGCGUGCCAUUGCUGAGCUGGGCAUCUAUCCAGCUGUGGAUCCUCUAGACUCCACCUCUCGUAUCAUGGAUCCCAACAUUGUUGGCAGUGAGCAUUACGAUGUUGCCCGUGGGGUGCAAAAGAUCCUGCAGGACUACAAAUCCCUCCAGGAUAUCAUUGCCAUCCUGGGUAUGGAUGAACUUUCUGAGGAAGACAAGUUGACCGUGUCCCGUGCACGGAAAAUACAGCGUUUCUUGUCUCAGCCAUUCCAGGUUGCUGAGGUCUUCACAGGUCAUAUGGGGAAGCUGGUACCCCUGAAGGAGACCAUCAAAGGAUUCCAGCAGAUUUUGGCCGGUGAAUAUGACCAUCUCCCAGAACAGGCCUUCUAUAUGGUGGGACCCAUUGAAGAAGCUGUGGCAAAAGCUGAUAAGCUGGCUGAAGAGCAUUCAUCGUGAGGGGUCUUUGUCCUCUGUACUGUCCCUCUCCUUGCCCCUAACCCAAAAAGCUUCAUUUUUCUGUGUAGGCUGCACAAGAGCCUUGAUUGAAGAUAUAUUCUUUCUGAACAGUAUUUAAGGUUUCCAAUAAAAUGUACACCCCUCAGAA